CUGCAAACAAAGGCGAACUUCCGUUUAAACAGGGCAUUUAUGGGUAUACUUCAAAGGCCGGAGCGUCUGUUGUGUUCUGAGCGGGGAGGUACCUACUUAAACGUCCAUCCAGUCCUCCCUCCCUUCGGAGAGAUUCUCCUCUCGCGCCCAAUGACUCGAACCCAGAGUUUCAGGGCUCUCUCGCUCCUUGGCCAACCCCUCCGCUUCAGGAGGACUUUCCAGCCACGGGCGGCUCUGGAGUACCGUACCUUUCUUUCCUCCUCUUUGGGUCUCCGCCUUCUCCUUUCCUUCCAGCAGGCCCCCUUUCCAUUCCAGCCAAGCAGAAGAGCGGAAAGCAGCCGAGGCAUCUCUCUCUCUCUCCGCCCACCCCCUUCCUUCCAGCUACGUUUACAGCUUUUCUUCUGGCUUUCAUUCCCUCGAAUCCCGCUCCCGGCGUCCCCUCUUCGUCUCGGCCAUGCUCCCCUUCUCUCUCCUCCUCCUCCUCCUCGCUGGAAGCUGCGGCUGUUUCUCUUCAGGCUCGAACCAAGUAGCCCCUUUCGACUUGCUCUACGCUGAUGGGGUGCGGGCGUACUUCGCCCAGGACUGGCCUCGGGCCUCCGAGCUGCUACAGCGCUCUCUCCACAGCUAUUCGCAGCUGCAGGAGGCGCGCCGAAAGUGCCGAAGCGGAUGCCAGAGGGAAGCCUGUUUUGGGAGUCAGUCGCCUUUCCAGCCGUGGGAGACCACUUUCUUUGACCGGGUACUGCAGCGAGCAGAAUGCCUGGAGGAAUGCCUGGGACGGAGGCUGGGCGGGCAGCUGUCCCGCUAUCGAACCAGCCGCGCCAUCCAACAGGACUUUGAAGUGAGGGAGCCCUACAAUUACUUGCAAAUUGCCUUCUUCAAGUUAAAAAAACUGGAUGAAGCUGUCUCUUCAGCUCAUACAUUCUUCAUAGCCAAUCCACAGCACCUACAAAUGCGGGAGGAUAUGGAGAAAUAUCAGCGCAUGGCAGGGGUAAAAUCUGAAAGCUUUCGGGAUCUGGAGGCUGAACCACAUUGGGUAGCUUAUGAAGCUGGAAUACAUCAUUAUGGUAUGGAUGACUACCAGCAGGCAGCAGCAAAACUGGAAGAAUCGCUCAGAGAGGGGCUGCUGGCACUGGAGAAUUGCAGAGCUCUUUGUGAAGGGCCCCGAGAAGACGACAAAGAAGAGACGCAACUAGGCUUCUAUGAAAGCAUUGCAGCUCAUUAUGUCCAGGUCUUGAAAUGCAGGCAAGAGUGUGUCCUUGAUAUUGCCACCAAGCCAGGCAGGGUGUCUUCCACAGAAGAUUUCAUCCCAUCUCAUUUUGAUUUAUUGCAAUUUGCCUAUGACAAAGUUGGAAAUCGGACUGUUGCUGCUGAAUGUGCAGCUACCUUCCUGCUGUUCUAUCCAUCAGAUGAAAAAAUGCUGGAGAGGUUGAAAGAGUACCAAGCAGAUCUGGGAAAAGAAAUAGCUAUUCCAGCCAGAGAGAAUAUCCGCCGUUAUGUGCAAAGAUCCCUUAUGGAAAAGAAACUGAUCUAUUAUGCAGUACAGCACCUUGAUGAAACUUUUAAGGAUCCAGAUUUAUGGACUCCUGAGGAACUGAUCCCUGAAAGCAUGAAGGAGAAACACAAAGAAGAUCAGGAGAAACGAAGCUUGAAGGUCUCAUAUAUGCAACAACGGGAUCAAAAUGAACCACUACCUUUUGAGGACAUCACCAUCACCAUGGAUUCUCACCAACUCAAUGGUACCCAGAGGGUCGUCUUUGAUAGAGUCCUGACUGAAUCAGAAUGCAAAGACAUCCUUCGUCUGUCCAUGGCAGCUGGAGGAACAGGAGAUGGCUAUCGUGGCAGACGUUCCCCUCAUACUCCACAUGAGCGAUUUGAAGGCUUAACAGUGACAAAAGCUUUGCAGCUUGCUGAGGAGAGUAGUAUGAACUGGAAAGAUAUUAAACUUCUCCUGCAAGCCAGUGAGAAAUCCCGGAAAAUUGUGGAAUCCUAUUUUACCCCUGGGAAAAAUCUCUAUUUUUCUUUCACACAUCUUGUGUGUCGCACAGCUACAGAUGGACAACAGGAAGGCCGCAUGGAUCUCAGCCAUCCAGUCCAUGCUGAUAAUUGCCUCUUGGAUCCAGAAGGAAACACUUGCUGGAGAGAACCCCCUGCCUAUAUACACAGAGACUAUAGUGCAAUCCUUUACCUGAAUGAAGACUUCCAAGGGGGAAAUCUCUUCUUCACUGAGAUGGAUGCUGUAACCCUUACAGCUCAAGUGCGCCCUAAAUGCGGGAGGCUGGUGGCCUUCAGCUCUGGUGAAGAUAAUCCUCAUGGCGUGUGGGCUGUGACCCGUGGGAGACGCUGCGCUAUCGCUCUCUGGUAUACCCUUUCUCAGGAGCAUGCAGAGCAGGAACGGGGUCAAGCAGAAAAGCUGAUGAGACAGAAAGAGGCAGAACAGGAACAGUCACACAAAGAAGACAUAAAGGACGGCAAUUUUGUACCUAAAAGUGGGGAUUCACCAGAGCCUCCUACUCCAAAGGGAAGAGGUAGAUCCACGAGCCGAAAUAUUAAAUUGGACUCUAAGUCUGGAGUGAAGUCCAGGAGGCUGAGAGUCAGAGAUGAAUUCUGAUCACAUUCAGUGUAACCUGGUCUUUUACAGCUGCUCUGUUGGUUGUACAAGUGGGCAGCCUGAGAACUUUUACAACUUCUGAGUUAAAGAGUUGCUUCUUUAUGACACACAAAGUAUGGAUCAGAAAGUGAUACUCCUGGACUUCAUCUACUACUCGAAUAUCGGGAUGUCCUAGUAAAGAUGCCAAGCUUGUAAAAUAAUGUAACAUUAUGGCUAAAACAAACUGAGACACAAAUCUUCUGUUCAGAUCAGCCAUAUUCACAGAGGGCACUAGUUCCUCUCAAUCAGAAGCCUUCAUCUACAAUAUAGACACAGUUAAUACAGAUCUACCUAGAUUGCAGGGCUCUUCUGAGGGGAAUAGGGAUAAUAUAAAAUGUGCUUGUAUUACUUUUAAAGUGCUAUAUUAAUUUUAAAUAUCUUCCUGACAGCUUUUCUCCACCUCCACGUUUGAAGGAAUCGAAAGUGGGAAAAUAAUAACAUUCAUUUGUGAAUGGGAAUGGGAUGGGAAGCAGGAAAACAGACAAGCCAUACUAGACAUCUGGAUUACAAAAAGGGAAAUGUACAGUUAAAGAACCCAGGGUGAUCGGAAUCAUUAUUCAAGAAAGCAUAGAAAAACAGGUGAAAUGUUAAGAAGAAGAAUUACUAUGAGUUCUUUGUUCAAGCAAUGUAUUCCAAAACAGACUGAUACUCAGGUUCUAGAUCAGGGGUGUCAAACUCGAUUUCAUUGAGGGCCACAUCAGGGUUGUUUUUGACCUCAGGGGCGAGGUUGGGCGUGGCCAGCUUGACAACACUUGUGUCGGCAUUUGUGGUGGCCCGAGCACUCUGCCAGGGAAAAUGGGCUCCCGAGCUCCGUUUUCAGCCAUGACAGCCUCCUACCACCCUCUGCCAGUGAAAAAGCUCAGGGGGGCCACCCCCAACGAGCUCCAGUUGUUAAGUGAAUCACUAGUUCAUUACAGACUGGUUUUGCCAAAAACCAGAAGUAAAUGUCAAUUUUCAGCAAAACCAUCAUAAAACAAGGUCAGGUGACUGCAGGAUGCUACAAACAGCUAUUAAUGUGGGCCUGUUGCCCAGCAUCUGAAAUGUAACGUGACCAUGGGCGUGAAGGGAGGGAACCUCGAAUAUUGGUUGUAAGUACUCCCCAGGGAGGUCCAUUGUAACUUUGAACAGUUGCUAAGCAAACUGAUCGUUAAAUCAAGGACCACCUGUAUUGGUCUCUGACAGUAGAGAUAAUGGCUAUGUUUCUGUAAUGUGCUUUGUUACUGAACUGACCUGUUUUUCUAAGUUCAGAAAAUAUAUUGAACACAUAACAUUACAAAGGAAUUUUCCCCAUCAUUUAGUUGCUUGAAUGUUUGAAUGGCAGGAAAACUGGAUCAUAUUGGAUUGGUUAUCCCUGUAGCCUAUCUUGCUUCUACUCCUUCUGUACCAGAUGUUGCUAUCCCUCUGACUUAAACACAUCCAAGCCUCAAAGAUUUAAUCCACUUUCAAAGCUAUCCUUGGAAUGUGUCAAAAUAAGGUGGAAAAUACUGUGUCAAACCCAGAAGAGGUAAAGAUGACUUAAGAUUCACUCAAACUGUUGGGACAAGAAGAAGGCAACAUCAAAGGUAUACAUUAAAAAAAAAUGUUGCCAGGGCAUGUUUGUGCCAUUUUUAGAUACAAAUGGAGAAGGACUCUAAGUCAUACAAAAACCCUGAAAGGGUAAACUAUCAGGCUCCAAAGGUAGGAAUACAGAUGCCAGGUUGGUGAAUAAACUGGUGGACAGCAUAGAGGUUUAUGCAGGAGUCCCUGGUGUGUGAGGAAAUAUCACUGCAAUGGGCAACAUUAACACACACACAUAAAAAGAGCAUUUUUACUUAAAAGAAUUUAGGCUUCUGCUGUGGCAAUCAAAUCCUUAUCUUCCUCUCUAUGGCAAGUUUUCAUAUAGUACAUAACAAUGUCCUGCAUUGAACAUAUAAUAACAGAUCAAAUAAAAUGCUUUUCUAGAAUAAUCCCCCACCAGCACUAGGGACGGGGAGAUUAGACUGGAUAUGAGCUGUAGAUGUAGUUGUUCAAAUUAUUUCUCAAAUAAAUGGAAAUGACUGGUAAUGUAGUUGACCUCACACAUUAUUAUUGCUAAUGAAAUUUGCAUUUUUUACUGACAAUUUCCUUCCCAAAUAAACUCACGGAAUUACA
Messenger RNA from Ahaetulla prasina, 4777 nucleotides. RefSeq names its product prolyl 3-hydroxylase 3 (gene P3H3). Gene Ontology annotation, molecular function: procollagen-proline 3-dioxygenase activity; protein binding; L-ascorbic acid binding. The transcript is spliced from 15 exons. Gene Ontology annotation, biological process: collagen metabolic process. NCBI's taxonomy places the organism in Eukaryota, Metazoa, Chordata, Lepidosauria, Squamata, Colubridae. Gene Ontology annotation, cellular component: endoplasmic reticulum. Bases 455 to 2608 code for a protein of 717 amino acids. The record is from RefSeq and is a predicted model, not a curated record.